UCCGGCGACGGCAGAUGUUCCGCUGAUGCCGUGUGCCACGGUUCGUGCCGCCGCCUUCGUCGUGCUCUUGGCAGCGCCGUCGUUUCUGCUGACGCGCUGCGGUGUGACACGCUCAGCCCGCUUGGGCCUACGAGUUAUCCGGGAUCUCGUCUGAUUUGCUCGAGGCAAAGGUACGGUGGUCUGUGUUAGAAGAAGGACUUUGUCCCAUGAUGCCGUCGCGAAGGGGCCCCAUGAUCGACGACCAGCUCAUCCUGCCGGCGAGGCCUCCGGCGGCCAAGCGGUGUCCAGUCUGCAAGGCGUUCGGCUCCGAGCGGAUGCAGCACGCCAGCCAGUGUCCGCUGGAGCCCGUGUACUGCGAGAACAAGUGCGGCGCCAAGGUGUCGCGGCGGCUGCUGCAGGAGCACCGCACCAACGACUGCACCAAGCGGCUCGUGCCGUGCCCCUACUGCCGCAAGGAGUUCGUCUUCGACACGCUCAAGAACCACAUUCCCAAGUGCCCGCGGUACCUGGUACAGUGCCACCAGUGCGAGACGACGAAGAUUCCACGCGAAGACCUGGAGCACCACCUCAAGGAGUUCUGCCCCGCCGCGGCUGUGGGUUGCGUUUUUAAGGAUCUGGGCUGCAAGUUCAAGGGCUCGCAGUUCGCGCUCGACCAGCACCUGGACGAGAGCAGCAAGAGCCACCUGGGCCUGCUGUGCGGCAUCGUGUCGCGCCAGCAGCAGCAGAUCUCGGCGCUGCGCACCGCACUGCACGGCCUCGUGGCCAACACCACGGGCACGCUGCUCUGGAAGAUCUCCGACUACUCGCACAAGAUGGCCGAGGCCAAGGCCCAGGAGGGCGGCCUCGAGAUCUGCAGCCCGCCGUUCAGCACCAGCCCGUACGGCUACCGGCUCAUGGCCACGCUGUUCCUCAACGGCAACGGCUCCGGCGAGUCGACGCACCUGUCCGUCUACAUCAAGCUGCUGCCGGGCGAGUACGACUCGCUGCUGCCGUGGCCCUUCGCGCACACGGUGUCGUUCGCGCUGCUGGACCAGCCGUCGACGCCCGAGAAGGCGUGCCACAUCGUCGAGAGCUUCGUGCCGGACCCGACGUGGAAGAACUUCCAGCGGCCCAGCCGCGAGCCGGACGCGCUGGGGUUCGGGUUCCCGCGCUUCGUGUCGCACGAGAUGCUCAAGAAGUGCCACUACGUGCGCGACAACGCCGUCUUCAUCAAGGUCACCGUGGACGAGAGCAAGAUCAUCGCCGUGUGACUGCGGUUGCCCAGACUCUGCGGACGGAGAGCAGCAGACUGUGGACGUGCGCCGACGGUGGCCUUGGAGGUGCUGAACGAUGGCGUUGAAAUGUCAGCGGUGACUCGUGCGACAAUAUCUGCGCUGGAAAGGCUCUUAUUCCCCCCCCCCCCCCCCCCCUUCUUUUUAUGCUAGGUACAGUCGGCUGCAAAUGUUUACGGGACAAGAGUUCCACUACAAUGUCGAUUUCUGCCCUGUUGAGGCACGGCGCUUUCAGUUUAAUGGAUCACCUUGUAGGUGGCAAAAAAAAAAAAAGUGCUACGGACUGAAAAUUUGAAUUGGAGGCUAUGCGCCCAGGCGUAAUGGAAAUCUUUCCGCAAAUCCUGUGUGCCGUAAGCUUUUGUGGACGACUGUACAUAAAGCUGCUGUCUGCCGACAUUGAAGUCCAGUUGCUGCGCUUUUACAAGCUAGCGAGUUGCUGGGGCCACUCUUAGGUGUCAAUUUUACACUAGGCUGACAAGACUGAACCUUUAAGACGGCGGCGCUUAAACUGUCACGGCGAAUCGACGAACCUGAGAGCAGCUAUAUCAAGCUAUACAGAGCUGUAAAAAUGGCUCAUGAGGAGCCAUUUUGUUCUUGCGUGUACUGGAUCAUCGAUGCCUGUUUGCAAUUAAGUUUAUCAUGUGGCCGCUUUCUGAUGACGCAAGCCAGCGUGCGUUGCUUGAGCAUGUUGACACUGUCAGUCCUGUCAUCUCACGCUGCCUAAAGUUGUUAAGAACUACACACCGAAAUAGCAUUAUACACAUUGCUCUGGCAACAUAUUUUUGUGCACACUGCUCAUGCCAAGAUAAGCAAGGUGAUUGGAGGUCCUCAAGAUACAAGCAGCAGUGAUUAACCGUGGUGCAGGCCGCAGAUAAGAGUUGGCAUAGUAUGUCUUCUAACUGCGUAAACUGCAAGCCAUUGCAAUCACAAUGACGCAGCUUAAGAAAACUUUCUUUGGGGAAGCAAUUCCACCACACACAUUGAGUGCAGGACUGCUCCUUGUAUUGUGCCGUUUCUAAUGUAAGCAGGAUGGCAACGUUUGAAAUGACAAAUCAGUGAGCGGUGUGCACUCAAACAAGCCAAGUCAUGCCUUGCAAUCAACAGUGCACAUUUUCACAGUGAUGGUCGCACUCUUAUAGUUGUAGACAGUACAUGUGAAAUGCUGGGACCAAUACACAAGUGACCUAACGAGCACACCAAGUUACUUUGUGCAUGUUUUUAGGGCUGAAGGAAAAAGAAAACUUUAUACACACUCAGGAAUGUGCACGAGUAAAAAAAGAAAGGCAUUGUAGACUAAUGUGAACUGCUGCAGCUUUAUCUGCUACACAAGACAUCUCAGGAAAACCUUUCAAGGGCAAAGUAAUGCCGCCAUCGAGCAUCCUUUUCUAGUGGGCCUUGGGAACUAAGCUUUAGCCUUCGCAUUUCAGCCAUACUAACAUUUUAAAUGAUUCCAGUAUACUUCUAUACUUCCUACUUUUAAGCACAUUGAGUAACACAUAUUUAUCUCUCUUACCAUGACAAAAUAGUGUUGCUGAUAAAGCACUAUCUCACUGUGAAAUUGCAACGGCUAGGCAUUCAAUUUAACAGUGCUCUUGAAAAGUGGUCGUGCCCACAAUUAACAGCACAAGAUGUCCUGGUAUUGUUUGUCUACAAAUUUCUGAAAGAACAAUUAUAAACUAGGUUUAUCAUGUAUUUUUUCCACCUUGCUGUCAUGUAACGACAACUAGUGUUUCUCUUUUUGAAAUAAUGUCCUUCUGUUAACCCCUUCCUCCCGACACUUGCAAGGCCAAAGCUUUUUAACUGCUAUUUUUAUUCCAUAAACUGCCUUAUAUAUCUUGUGUUUUUGGACAUGCUUCAUGUACAAUUCAUUUAUAAUAGCAAACAUAUCUCUUAAUAUAAUGUGUUUUUUUCAUAUUGUAUAUACAAACAAAUGAAUCUAUAUACACGUAUGCCUUAUAAGUAUGCAUUUGUCUACAACGAAGAAGCUUGUAUGAAAACAUUAUUUGUACACUCCUAGUCAUAUGUUGUUCACCAUACUCAUCCUCAUCAUCUGUAGAUUUGUAGUCAUAUUUGAAAGUAUGCACGUGCCUUCAUUGUUCCAGCCUGAAUAAAGACUGAAGAUACUGAAAGUGCAAAA
Molecule: messenger RNA, 3408 nt
Organism: Dermacentor albipictus
Lineage: Eukaryota; Metazoa; Arthropoda; Arachnida; Ixodida; Ixodidae
Gene: Traf4
Product: TNF receptor associated factor 4
Biological process (GO): regulation of apoptotic process; tumor necrosis factor-mediated signaling pathway; protein K63-linked ubiquitination
Molecular function (GO): protein binding; zinc ion binding
Source: RefSeq, a predicted model, not a curated record